Messenger RNA from Amaranthus tricolor (Joseph's coat), 2270 nucleotides. RefSeq names its product LEAF RUST 10 DISEASE-RESISTANCE LOCUS RECEPTOR-LIKE PROTEIN KINASE-like 2.5. The record is from RefSeq and is a predicted model, not a curated record. Gene Ontology annotation, biological process: protein phosphorylation. Lineage: Eukaryota; Viridiplantae; Streptophyta; Magnoliopsida; Caryophyllales; Amaranthaceae. The coding region runs from base 180 to 2039 and encodes 619 amino acids. Gene Ontology annotation, molecular function: protein kinase activity; ATP binding; polysaccharide binding. The transcript has 3 exons.
ACAAGAGUUUCUCCAUAUUUGGAGACCUCGAAAAGUCCAAGUCAAUUGGGGACCAUUUACUAAUCAAGUUAUCGUUGAACUGUUGAAGAUUUGAAUGCGACAUCUCGUUUUCGUAAGAGGAGCGAGGAAGUUAUAAAUGGCAAUUUAGCUUAUCUUCUCCUCUUCUCGAUCCUUUUUUCAUGAUGAAGAUCAGCUGCUUGAUCUCUAAGCUCAAUUUGUUUACUCUAAUCCUGUUGCUUCAAUUACAUCUUUCGCUCUCUUCGGGAGAAAAUCAUUAUGGAGAUUGCAAGACGACGAAAUGCGGCAACCUUUUAAUACGUUUUCCUUUCACCAUUCCAACUCUGCAACAAUCUUAUUGUGGUGUUAAAGAUUUUGAGGUAAACUGCAAGAAUGGUAUACUUCCUAUGAUCAAUAUAUCCGGAGAUUAUUAUCUGAUUAAAAAUAUUUGGUAUGAUAACUCUACGUUUCAAGUUGUUAAUUCAGCUUUGGUUGAUGAUGAUUGUUACAAUUGGCUGAAAAACGGCAAAAACCUGUCGAUUCCAGCGAAUAGGUUUGAAUUCGCAAGAAAUCAGAGUGACAUAUUACUGUACACAAAUUGCGCAAAAGAAGUUUUGGGAGCAAAUAAGGAGAAUAAUAUAUGUGGAGCAAUAGCAGUGUACAGGAAUAACUCACAAAUGAAGGAUUUGAAGAGGGAGUGUGGUGGUGAAGUGAUUGUAAUGCCCUAUAACGAUGUCAAUCAGAGUGAAAACAAGAUUGUAGACGUAUUGAAAAACGGAUUUUCGUUGAUAUGGUCUGCUUAUGGUUGCGAUUCCUGUAUAGAUAGUGGGGGGAUUUGUGGAUAUGAUGCGGAGAAUCUUCAAUUCAGUUGUUACUGCCCUGAUCGAACUCAUGCUUUGUAUUGCGACGUUUUUGAUAAUAAUACCAAGUGGAAGUGGAAGUUGAAGUUGGGGGUUUCUCUAGGAUUAGUUGGGGCUGCAGCAUUGAUUGCUUUACUCCUCAUUUAUGCAAAGCGAAGGUCUAAAGGAACUAUGGUGAACCAAAAUGUAGAAGCAUUUCUGAAGAACUACGGAUCUCUUGCACCAAAAAAAUACACAUAUGAAGAGAUUAAGAAAAUCACCAAUGAUUUUAAUGAAAUUAUUGGGGAAGGAGGCUAUGGUACUGUUUAUAGAGGUAAACUAAAGGAUGGAAGAUGUGCGGCCGUAAAGAAGUUGAAGAAGUUAAAAGGUGACGGAGAAGAUUUCAUAAACGAAGUCGUAAGCAUCAGUAGAACUAACCAUGUCAACAUUGUGACACUCUAUGGCUUUUGUUUUCAAGGAAACAAGCAAGUUCUAGUCUACGAAUACUUGUCUAAAGGGUCACUAGAAAAGUUUAUACAUAGUGCAACAAAUGGGCAGAGACUUCCAGUAGAGACAAUGUUUAGUAUUGCAGUUGGUAUUGCUAAGGGACUUAACUACUUGCAUAGAGGUUGUAAUACCCGGAUUUUACACUUCGAUAUUAAGCCUCAUAAUAUUCUUCUUGAUGACAAUUUGUGUCCUAAAAUUUCAGACUUUGGUCUGGCUAGACUGUGUCCUUCAAAGGAAAGUUUGGUAUCAAUGUCGGAAGCUAGAGGGACGAUUGGGUACAUUGCUCCAGAAGUUUUUUUGAGGCAUUUUGGCGGUGUGUCGCAUAAAUCGGAUGUGUAUAGCUAUGGAAUGAUGCUUAUAGACCUGAUAUGUGGUAGAAAGAAUGCGUUUAGCACACAAGCUGCAGAGUGCAGCAGUGAUUUGUAUUUUCCAGAAUGGAUAUACCGUGAAUUAGAGUUUAGAGAUGAUUUUGAGUGCGAGAUUGGUGAUGAUAAAAGGUUGGAAAAAAAGAUGAUUUUGGUGAGCUUAUGGUGCAUACAAACGUAUCCUUCGAGUCGACCAGCGAUGAACCGAGUUUUAGAAAUGCUGGAGGGUCCAUUGGAGUCACUACAAAUGCCCCCCAAGCAAAAUAUAUCUUCACCUCAAAAAGCAAUUUUUGACUCUUCUGAAAUACCUCUGCACAGCUCAGAAUAUUGAUGUCAUUUGUGCCGAGUAAAGUCUAAAUUCUUAAAAUUGAGCUAUCUGGGCAAGUUAUCAAGAUUUCUGAGCAAAUUAAGUGUUACAACCCAUGUUCAAGUUUUGUCCAUUUGUUAUUUGUAAAGUAUAAGAAAUCCAUUGUCAUACGUAUACGUAUAUAAAGUAGAUUACAAACAUAAUGUAUUUUUUAAUCAAACUUAUGUUACUUUGAUUAACGACUGGUUUGUUUCC